Messenger RNA from Protobothrops mucrosquamatus (brown spotted pit viper), 680 nucleotides. Its product is annotated as DLA class II histocompatibility antigen, DR-1 beta chain-like. The transcript is spliced from 4 exons. Gene Ontology annotation, biological process: immunoglobulin production involved in immunoglobulin-mediated immune response; immune response; positive regulation of T cell activation. The record is from RefSeq and is a predicted model, not a curated record. Gene Ontology annotation, molecular function: MHC class II protein complex binding. The annotation marks the transcript as partial. Lineage: Eukaryota; Metazoa; Chordata; Lepidosauria; Squamata; Viperidae. Gene Ontology annotation, cellular component: MHC class II protein complex; membrane.
CCCACUUCCUGUACCAGGGGAAGUGCGAGUGCCGCUUCCUCAACGGGACGCGGCGGGUGCAGUUCCUGGAGCGCUACAUCUACGACCGGCAGGAGUAUCUCCGCUUCGACAGCGCCCGCGGGGAGUACGAGGCCCUCACGGCGCCCUGGCAGGCGCUUGCCCAGGCUUGGAACAGGGAUGAGCGCCGCCUGCAGAUCAAGAAGACUGGAGUGGAUCGUUUCUGCCGAUACAACUACGAGGUUUCCCAGAGCGGUUCCGCGGUUGGCCGGAGAGAGGGACUUUGCAUGACCGUCUCCAUCUCCCCCACCAAGCUGGACCCCGCUUCCCCACACACCAUCCUCCUCUGCACCACGAGGGGCUUCUACCCCAUGGAGAUCGAGGUCCGGUGGCUGAAGAACGGGCGGCCGGAGGAGGAGGGCGUGGCCUUCGGGGAGGAGCUCCAGAACGGAGACUGGACCUACCAGCUCCAGGUGAUGCUGGAGACCCAGCCCCAGCGGGGGGACGUCUACACCUGCCAGGUGGGGCACGCCAGCCUGGAGGCCCCCAUCACCGUCCAAUGGGAACCCCGUUCCUCCAACUCGGCCAGGAUCAAACUCUGGACGGGGAUUAUGGGGGCCCUGAUUGGGGUGAUCUUCUUUGCCAUGGGGCUCUCCCUCUACCUGAAGAGCAAGAAAGGUGAG